AGCAAGAAGGUGGGUGAGGCCAAGACCUUGUUCCAGUUAUGUCUGUGCCUCGCCUCACAGCAUAGCUCCGGAGCUCCUCCGCCCACCGGUCUGCCCAUCCCGCAGUUACCUUUUGCCAUAGAUAGGUUGGGGCAUGGCCUGUUCUGCUCCUUCCUGCUCUCUUCCUCCUCUGCAGUCAACGCAUCUUCCGAGUGCCAUUUCCUCUGGAGCUUUUCAAACUGUCUCUUAUCUCAUAUUCCCCCGUUGAAUGCAACCACCCACAGAGGUCUCCUCCCCCGCGAUCUCCGAACAUUAGCGAAAGAUAAGAUGGCUACAGACAAGCCCCAGCGUAUACCGAUGCGGGAACGGCGCCCUUCGUCCGGCGCCCCGCUGGUUGACAUCACGGGCUCCGUGUCGCCCGCCGGCGUCUCCAGGCCCAAGCACAAGCGUACAUUUACCGGCUUCGGAGCCCAAGAGAUCAAGAGCGUUGAGGCCUCCAUCCCGGAGGGCCAACGCGCGGCAUGGACCAAGCACCAGGCGAAGCCCUUCCAGGAUAAGGAUGGGUUCGAACAUGAGGUUGUCCGCCAUGUCGAGACCACGCUGGCCAGGAGUAUGUUCAACUGUAAUGAGUCGGCUGCUUACUCGGCCGCCGGCCUGGCUUUCCGUGACCGGCUCAUCAUGGAGUGGAACAAAACCCAGCAGCGCCAGACUUUCGAGGACAAAAAGCGUGUCUACUACCUCAGUCUUGAGUUCCUGAUGGGCAGGGCUCUGGACAAUGCCAUGCUGAACUUGAACCUCAAGGAUGUUGCCAGGGAGGGUCUCUCAGAGCUCGGCUUCAACGUGGAGGACAUUAUUGGUGAGGAGCGCGAUGCUGCUCUAGGAAAUGGCGGUCUUGGCCGACUUGCCGCUUGCUUUCUGGACAGUCUUGCCUCUCUCAACUACCCGGCCUGGGGUUACGGGUUGAGGUACCGGUACGGUAUCUUCAAGCAGGAGAUCGUUGACGGCUAUCAAGUCGAGGUCCCAGACUACUGGCUGGAUCAGAACCUAUGGGAGUUCCCCAGACAUGAUGUCACGGUUGACAUUCAGUUCUACGGCCAUGUCGAGAAGUCGCAAGACCCUUCGGGCAGCAAGACAAACGCCAACUGGGUUGGCGGCGAGACUGUAACCGCCAUUGCUUACGACAUGCCCAUUCCUGGUUAUGCCACGCCUACCACCAACAACCUGAGACUGUGGUCCAGCAAGGCUGCAAGUGGCGAGUUCGACUUCCAGAAGUUCAACAGCGGUGACUACGAGAGCUCGGUCGCCGACCAGCAGCGCGCCGAGACGAUCAGUGCCGUUCUCUACCCCAACGAUAAUCUGGAGCGAGGAAAGGAAUUGCGUCUCAAGCAGCAAUACUUCUGGGUUGCUGCUUCGCUCUACGAUAUUGUCCGUCGUUUCAAGAAGUCCAAGAGGGCUUGGAGGGAGUUCCCUGAGCAGGUUGCGAUUCAAUUGAACGAUACUCACCCUACCCUGGCUGUUGUUGAGCUUCAGCGCAUUCUGAUUGAUCUUGAGGGACUCGACUGGGACGAUGCCUGGAACAUUGUGCAGUCCACCUUUGGCUAUACUAACCACACAGUUCUUCCCGAGGCUCUCGAGAAGUGGCCUGUUGGCCUGAUCCAGCAUCUUCUGCCAAGACACCUUCAGAUCAUCUACGACAUAAACCUCUUCUUCCUCCAGUCAGUCGAGCGCCAGUUCCCUGGAGACCGUGAUCUUCUCAGCAGGGUAUCCAUCAUUGAGGAAGGCCAGACUAAGAUGGUUCGCAUGGCGCACCUCGCCAUCAUUGGAUCGCACAAGGUCAACGGUGUCGCAGAGCUCCAUUCGGAUUUGAUCAAAACCACAAUCUUCAGGGACUUUGUCGAGAUUUUUGGUCCCGACAAGUUCACAAACGUUACCAAUGGUAUCACACCGCGAAGGUGGCUGCACCAGGCCAACCCUAAGCUUUCAGAGCUGAUCGCCAGCAAGUGCGGUAGUUACAACUUCCUCAAAGAUCUGACCGGCCUCAACGAGCUUGAGAAGUGGGUAAAUGACGAGGCAUUCCGCAAGGAAUGGGCAGCUAUCAAACGGGCAAACAAGGCCAGGCUAGCCGACUACAUCAAGCGUACGACUGAUGUUACCGUCAGCCCUGAUGCGCUCUUUGAUGUGCAGGUGAAGCGUAUACAUGAGUACAAGCGCCAGCAGAUGAACAUCUUUGGUGUCAUCCAUCGUUAUCUUGCCCUGAAGGCCAUGACCCCUGAGGAGCGCGAGAAGCAGCUGCCGCGUGUUUCCAUCUUUGGCGGCAAGGCUGCGCCUGGCUACUGGAUGGCGAAGCAGAUUAUCCACCUCAUUAACAGUGUCGGUGCCGUUGUAAACAAGGACGCGGACAUUGGCGACAAGCUCAAGGUUGUCUUCCUCGAGGAUUACAACGUCAGCAAGGCCGAGAUGAUCAUCCCUGCCAAUGACCUCAGCGAGCAUAUAUCCACAGCCGGAACUGAGGCAUCUGGUACCAGCAACAUGAAGUUUGUUCUCAACGGUGGUCUGAUCAUCGGUACUUGCGACGGUGCAAACAUCGAGAUCACCCGCGAGAUUGGCGAGAACAACAUAUUCCUGUUCGGUAAUCUUGCUGAAGAUGUUGAGGAUCUUCGCCAUGCACACACUUACGGCAAGAGCCACACCAUUGAUCCCGAGCUUCUCAAGGUCUUUGAUGCCAUCCAGGCCGGCAAGUUUGGCGACGCACAGAACUUUGGCAGUCUUAUUGCCGCCAUCAAGGAUCACGGGGAUUAUUACCUGGUAUCGGAUGACUUCAGCAGCUACCUCGACACGCACAAGCUGGUCGACGAGUCGUACCGUGACCAGGAGGGCUGGAUCACCAAGUGCAUCACCAGCGUUGCACGCAUGGGCUUUUUCACGAGUGACCGUUGCAUCAACGAAUAUGCCGAGGAGAUCUGGAACAUUGAGCCCCUCAAGGUUGAAGCUUAG
This is a messenger RNA of Pyricularia pennisetigena, 2973 nucleotides long. RefSeq lists its product as uncharacterized. Lineage: Eukaryota; Fungi; Ascomycota; Sordariomycetes; Magnaporthales; Pyriculariaceae. Gene Ontology annotation, molecular function: pyridoxal phosphate binding; glycogen phosphorylase activity. Gene Ontology annotation, cellular component: cytoplasm. The record is from RefSeq and is a predicted model, not a curated record. Bases 307 to 2973 code for a protein of 888 amino acids. Gene Ontology annotation, biological process: glycogen catabolic process. The transcript is spliced from 7 exons.